UGUGCAUGACAUCAUGGUAAAACACACUGGCUUUACUAGUACGGAGUGGUAUUAUGCAUAGGAACUACUUUACUUUUGGACACUCACGCACCAUGGUGAUGAAAAUAUAUAUAAAAUAAAACUAUAGAAAAGCCUUCUUCUCCCUCACUCCCCAUACAGUCGCUGUGGGAGGGGAAAAGCGCUCAAGAGCGAGGAUCCCAUUCCCAUCGAGCAGCAGGAAGGUAGCAGCCAUGGCCGACAUCGAAUUCAGCGGGAUGCUUGCUUCGGCAGUCGUCAAGGUGGCCCGUGACAAGUUGGUGAGCGCCCUGCGACUGACCAUGCCUGAUGAUGAGAAGCUGAGGCGCCACAUGGAGGAGCUGAAGCAGACGAUGGAGGACAUGUCGGAGGUUGUCGGCAACGCUGAGAGGCGUUCCACAAAUGAUGAAGCGGUGAGGGAGUGGCUGAUCCGUCUCGAGGGCGCCGCCUACGGCAUCUGGGACAUGGUCGAUGAGCUCCAGUGGAAACCGGUGACAGUAGAGGUGCACCGCCCCUGCGGCCUCUCAAUUGCAACCGCACGCAAGGGGAGGAGCAUUGCCAGUAGGAUGCUCAAGGCCAAAAAAGACCUCGAUGAUUUAUUAGUGUCUGGCCUUCAAGGUAGGCUGGCGUUUGAGAGGGACGCCGAUAAAGGAAAAAUGGAGCAAUCUGCUGAUGAUGCUUAUCCAGAAACGCCAUCUGUUUCUGAUAAUAUUCAAGAUCACAUUGUGGGAAGGAACAAGGACAAACAGCGUGUAAUGGACAUCAUCUUAUCUGCAGCCGUGAAGGACAGCAGCGAAGGGCUCUUCAUCAUAGCCAUUGUUGGGGAAGGAGGCAUAGGAAAGACAACUCUUGCAAAAAUGGUUUUCAGUGAUACCACCACCACCUUAAUCAGAGAUUACGCUCGGGCAUGGGUCACUGUGGGACACCAAUUUGAUUUGAAGAAAAUAGGCAAUUGCAUCCUUUCUCAACUGUUGUCAUCAAAUACUAAAGGCGAGCAUCAGGAUUAUUCAAGUUCAAGCGAUGUGGAGUCCAUAAUGAAGCGCCUUGAUCAGUUAUUACUGGAGCGUGGUGCUGGGAACAAGUUACUCGUCGUUCUAGACGACCUAUGGUCAGAUGACAGCUCUGAUUUGGAUGGCCUCAGGCGCAUGCUGCAGCAGGGUGCAGGGAAGGCAGACCGCAAGGUGAUUGUCAUGGUAACCACGUGCCGCUUAAGUGUCGCACUGGGACUAGAUGCGCGUCUUUACACCCUAUCUGUCCUCAGUCCGGCCGACUCCAUGUAUCUGCUCAAGCGAAAACUUGGCUUUGCAGCUAGAUCUAAGGAUGCUACACUGGAGCUGGAGGAGCUGCUACACAAGAUUAAUAUAGUGUGUUAUGGUGUUCCUUUAGCAAUUCACGCGAUUGGGUCCACCCUGCGGUCCAAAAGUCGUGAAGAAAUCAGAUCUAUGCUCAACAGUGACGUCUUCAAAUACAUCAAUAUUAGUCUCAUCUGGGACUACAAAUACAUGCUUAAAGUAUUGCUGUGGACAUAUCUGUGCAUGCCACCGAAUUUGAGAUUAUGCUUUGCUUAUUGUGCAAUCUUUCCACGUGGCCACAAUAUACUUAAAGACGACCUGAUUCACCACUGGACCGCUCUCCAGCUGAUCGAGCCAUCAGAUAAACUCUCUACCGUGCAGCUGGCUAACAAGUAUAUUGACAUCCUCUUGGACAUGUCGUUCCUUCAACCUACAAUGCAUCCUUUGGAUGAUACGCGUGCAGUGUCCUUCACUUUGCACGAUCUAGCACAUGACUUGGCACUUGCAGUUUCAUCAAACAAUCAUUUUUUUCAAAAGAACUACCAACAAGAAUUGCUCACCAAUGUGUCAGCUCGGCAAAGGGUGUUCGUUUUGCAUGGUUGCAGCGAUAAGUUGCCUAGUGAUGAUUUGUUCUUGUCUACCAAAUACCUGCGUGUGUUGGAUAUAAGAGACUGCUGGCUGCAGAAACUACCUGAAUCUAUUUGUCAGUUGAGGCAGCUGAGGUAUCUUAAUUUGUCAGGCUCCACUAGGCUUGUAAGUCUACCGGAUUCAUUUGGGGAUCUAAUAAAUUUGGGGCAUAUUGAUCUAUCAAGCUGCUCUGGGCUUUCAAAACUGCCGGGUUCAUUUGGCAAUCUCACAAGUGUCAUGCAUAUCAACCUAUCAGGCUGUGCUGGGCUACAAUCCCUGAACGAAUCAUUUGGCAAUCUCACAAAUGUCGUGCAUGUCAAUCUCUCAGGCUGUGUUGGGCUAAAGUCCCUGCCUGAAUCAUUUGGGUUGCUUGAAAAGAUGGAAUAUCUUGAUUUAUCCUCGUGCUCUUGCCUUGACGAGAUCCAGAUUGCAUUAGGUCGCCUUACCAACCUUCAGCAUCUCAACUUGUCACACCCUUGCUGUUACAUUGCUCAACACAGGUUCCAUCUCAAAGGGCUGAAAGAUGUCUGGGUCAAGCUCACCAACCUCCAGUAUUUGAACUUAUCCAUGUGCCUGAAUCCUAUCUUUUGCUAUCUGUCAGAGCAGGAGAGGGUCGAAUACAUUGAAAGCAUCAGUGGCCUUCAUAAGCUGGAGCACUUGGACCUCUCUCAUAACAUAUUUCUUUCAAAUCUACCUGAAAGUCUAGGUCAGCUCAGUCAACUACAAACACUGAACAUUUUUGGCUGUGCUAGACUCAAGAGAAUAGAAAAAUGGAUGGGAGAAAGGAAUUUUCCGAGCAAGUCUCUAGUUGUGAGCAACUGCCUGGGUCUGGAAAUGUAUCAGUUCGUUGUUCGCACUGAUGGAGGAGCAAAGAGCAGCAACCUUUCUCAGCUCAAGGAUGUGAGUUGCAAAGAGUUGGAGAUAAGCUGCCUUGAGAAGGUAAUAUCUACAGAGGAAGUACAGAGCAUAGGAUUGCCAGAGAAGAAGAAGCUGCAGAAGUUGACACUUGUUUGGAGUACGGCCCCUGAUGAUGCUUCUUUCAAGGACCACGAAACUUUGUUAGCGGAGCUAGUGCCACCACAAAAUUUGCAGUGCUUUGAGCUACAUGGUUAUAGAAGCCAACACCUCCCGUCAAGCAUAUUUUCCGAUCUCCCUAACCUUGUGGAGGUUACCAUGGUGGACAUUCCGAGUUGCAGCAAUUUAGCGCCACUUAGUGUGUUACCCAACCUGAAACGGCUGAUUCUCAGAAGGGCGGCUAAGGUCACAAGAAUUGACGCCCGUUGCUCGAGCGGUGGCAGCAAAGCUGCAUUCCAGCGACUCUUGCAUGUCACCCUGGAUGAUAUGGUAAACCUGGAAGAGUUCAGCAACUGCAGCAGCAGUGACGAGUUCGUGAUGUUCCCCACAGUAGAUGAAUUCGUGAUAAACAAAUGUCCCAAGUUAAAGUUUGGAGAUUCCCCACCUAAGGCCCGGAUGUUGGUGAUUUCAGAUUGCAACCAACUGAUGUCAUCUCCCUUGAAGAGAGGAGAACAUGAUGCUGUGGAGGACCCUUCUAGUUCUACUUCUACUGCCAUCACAUGUGGUCCAGUAACUGAAGUGGUGAUCGAGAGCUGUAAGGUGCCUCUGGAUGAACUGAACUGGAGUCUGCUCCAAGGCUUGGCACCCCUGCAUAGUUUACAUAUCAGGAAUUGCAGUGAGAAGAUCAUGUCACCAGAGAUUAUGAAGGGCCACCUGUCGCCCCUCAAGUUACUGUGUUUCUCUCAUUGCGAUAGCAUGACUACUCUACCAGAACAUGUGGUUCAGGUUCAGGACACCUCUCUCCAGGAACUCGUCAUCCAUGAAUGCUGUGGCAUCAAAUCUUUGCCACAGAUCAUAUGUGAGGAGAACAAGAAACACAACCCCCAUGGGCCGCCCAGCAUAUCUGAGUCCGAGGAAAAAAAGAAACAUUACCCUCUUUUGCGUAUCAGGGGUUGCCCAGAGUUGAAGCAGUGGUGUGAACUAGAGGAGAACAAAAUGAAGCUCGCUCACAUCCAGAUAAUCUUUGAGGAAUCUGGCGCUAGCGAGUGAGACAACCACUCACAGGAAACAUCAGAUUGAGCCGAUGCAUUCGUUUGCCAAAACUGCAAUAGGUGAAAAACUGCACCACUCGCAAGAGAUUUGAAAUAUGUUCACUCUGAUGGUUAUCGGCAGUAGGGGAGUGUAUGCUGGGGUGCCCUCCCUCCCCACCGUGUUCUUAACUACGCUGGUAACUAUUGGUAAUGUUGUGCCUAGUAUGUGACUGUGAACUAGGGCUCAGUCUUUGCUAUUGUUGUUCAUGAUCAUGGCUUGAAAGUUGGUUUGUAUAUCUGUGUUUCUGCGUAGUAGCCACAUGGAUGUGUUUUGUGGUGUGUGUAUAUAUAUAUAUAUAUAUAUAUAUAUAUAUAUAUAUAUAUAUAUAUAUAUAUAUAUAUAUAUAUAGGUAUUGUAAAUGCUCUGACAUUUGUUUGUCGCAUUCUGAUCAAGUGAUAACAUGAUGCUCAACAUUAUUAAAUA
Molecule: messenger RNA, 4463 nt
Organism: Sorghum bicolor (sorghum)
Lineage: Eukaryota; Viridiplantae; Streptophyta; Magnoliopsida; Poales; Poaceae
Product: disease resistance protein RGA2
Exons: 4
Coding region: 231-3998 (1255 amino acids)
Biological process (GO): defense response to fungus
Molecular function (GO): ADP binding; protein binding
Source: RefSeq, a predicted model, not a curated record